Messenger RNA from Portunus trituberculatus (swimming crab), 903 nucleotides. RefSeq names its product doublesex- and mab-3-related transcription factor 1-like. The record is from RefSeq and is a predicted model, not a curated record. The transcript is spliced from 3 exons. Gene Ontology annotation, cellular component: nucleus. The coding region runs from base 247 to 903 and encodes 218 amino acids. Gene Ontology annotation, molecular function: DNA-binding transcription factor activity, RNA polymerase II-specific; RNA polymerase II cis-regulatory region sequence-specific DNA binding. Gene Ontology annotation, biological process: sex differentiation; regulation of transcription by RNA polymerase II. NCBI's taxonomy places the organism in Eukaryota, Metazoa, Arthropoda, Malacostraca, Decapoda, Portunidae.
UUGCAGAUUUCUUUAGAAACACUUAUUUUGUCACAUAUUUCGUUUACAUUUGAUGUAUUUACAUACAUCAAAUGCGGGUUGGCGACUAGCGCGACGUGUGGCGGCAUUAAAAGUGCUGAGACAGAACACACCGGAACAACGCAUGCGCUGAACACGAACUACUACAAGCAAGAGACACUCAAGACACAACCUUUUUAGUCACUCACUCGCCACCACAGCAAGAGAGAAGAUAACCACCGCCUGACUAUGGAACCCGACCAACCUCUGGACCUCAUGACAACCUCGAAUGGAUUACGGGAGGCUGCAUCACCGCUGACACACACCAGGCAGCUCCUACAACAGCCUGAGUGUAGCAGUAGAGUUCCUAAAUGCGCACGGUGUAGAAAUCACAAUCGACACACGCCGCUAAGAGGACACAAACGCUACUGCCCCUUCAGGAGAUGCGAGUGUCCGAGAUGCCAGCUAACAGUGGACCGUCAGAAGAUAAUGGCCAGACAAGUGGCUCUCAGACGUGCACAGGAGCAAGACGAGGCACGGAGAGUCCUGCAGGAUACGCUUCCGUUAGAAUCCUCCUCAGUGACGCAGGAUUUUGAUUUAGAAGGAUAUAGGAGUGAAGAAUCCGUGUCUCCUAGUUUUUCUACUGUCUCAACCACCAGCCCGCCGCCGCCGAUGCUUCUGUCUCCUCUCCAGCGCCCACUACCGGAGUACUCACGCCAGGACCUCGCAUCCUUACCCUUCCCAGCCUCCCAUAGUGCCUCACACACCACCACCACCGCCACCGCCGCCACUUCGCCUUUAUCUCGUCUCGCGGCCAAGAGCUCUCAGCCUGACGCCACCCGCUGCGCUGCCUGUGGUCUAGCCGUGUCAGAAUUUGAGUUUUUGCACCACCGUUGUGAUUCUUGA